Molecule: messenger RNA, 643 nt
Organism: Drosophila willistoni
Lineage: Eukaryota; Metazoa; Arthropoda; Insecta; Diptera; Drosophilidae
Product: UPF0729 protein GD16342
Exons: 2
Coding region: 88-402 (104 amino acids)
Source: RefSeq, a predicted model, not a curated record
UGCUUAUACUUUUCGAUAACAUACCAAAAACUCUAUUUAAUUAAUUGUCAAAAAAAUAAAAAUUUAAGCAGUAAGCUAGUUGAUAAAAUGGUGUGUGUGCCUUGCUUCAUAAUUCCGUUGCUCCUCUACAUUUGGCACAAAUUCAUUCAGCCCAUAAUUCUACGCUACUGGAACCCCUGGGAGAAGAAGGAUGCCCAGGGAAAUAUAAUUAAAGCGGGGCCCGAUUUCCCAUUCGAGUGCAAGGGUGGCGUGUGUCCCUUUGUCCCCGGUAGCAAGGGCAAAGAUCUAACAGUAAAUACUGACAACGAUACCCGGGAAAAUACAACAACAUCGACCACGACAGCUGACUCAAGGUCGACCGCUGAGCCCGUCUCCACCUCGGAAACGAAGAAGCAAAUCUAGUCUUAACAUUGAUCUGAAUUUCAUCUACACAUACAGAUGAUUAUCAUAUAUUCAUUUUCGUUUUGGCAGCAAUUAAGUUUUCACUAAAAAACGCACACACAGUCACCAAGCAGCGUAUUUCCAGCACCCUCAGACCAUGGUGGAUUUAAUUGUUUAGUUGUUUAUUCUAAAUAAAAAUGUAAUUUUUUACGCUUAAUGUACCAAUAUAUUCCAUAGCAAAUAUAUAUUUCUAAACGUUUAA